Molecule: messenger RNA, 1275 nt
Organism: Asparagus officinalis (garden asparagus)
Lineage: Eukaryota; Viridiplantae; Streptophyta; Magnoliopsida; Asparagales; Asparagaceae
Exons: 2
Coding region: 1-1275 (424 amino acids)
Source: RefSeq, a predicted model, not a curated record
AUGGAUUCCCUAGCUACACAUAACAAGAUGUUAGAGACACAAAUCACUCAAUUGGCGCAAAAUGCUAGCUCUUCUGCUAGGCCUUCAGGUAUGCUACCUGGACAACCUGAGAUAAAUCCAAGGGGUCAUGUGAAUGCUAUAACACUUAGGAGUGGAAAACAAUAUGAGGGACCUAAGAUGAAGGAAAAUGAUGGAGUAGAUGGUCAUCAUGAAGAGAAAAGUAAAAUUGUGAUAGAUGUGGAUAAUGAGACCCAGAUGCAGGAAGAAGAAAAAGUUGAGAAAUAUGUGGCCCCCGCUCCUUACAAGCCUCCUCUACCCUUUCCCCAAAGUGAAGCUAUCUCUCAAAUGCCUUCCUAUGCUAAGUUCUUGAAAGAGAUCCUAUCCAAUAAAAGGAAGUUGGAAGAAUACGAGACUGUGGCCCUUACUGAGGAGUAUAGUGCUAUCAUCCAGAAUAUGCUACCUCCUAAGCUUAAGGAUCCAGGUUUAUUUUCUAUUCCUUGUGUUAUUGGUAAUGUCUCUAUUAACCGUGCUUUGUGUGAUUUAGGUACAAGCGUAAGUUUGAUGUCGAUGUCUAUUUGUAAGAAGCUUGGCAUAGGUGACUUGAAGCCAACCACGAUAUCACUCCAAUUGGCAGAUCGAUCAGUAAAAUAUCCGGUAGGUAUACUUGAAGAUGUACCUAUCCAGGUCGGUAAGUUCUUUAUCCCUGUCGAUUUCGUUAUUUUAGAAAUAGAAGAAGAUUCUUACACUCCAAUUAUAUUAGGAAGACCCUUCCUUGCUACUCCAGGUGCUAUAAUAGAUGUUAAAAAUGGAAGGCUCUCCCUAAAUAUUAGAGGGGAAACGGUAGAAUUUGAUUUAAGUAAUACUAUGAAACUCCCUCUAACUAAUAAAAUUUGUUACAUGGUCGACGUCAUUGACAAGUGUACACAUGAGCAAAUUGCAAACAAUAACUCAGCUGAUCCACUUGAGAAAUGUUUGGUAAGUGAUGGUUCAAUAAAUGAUGAAGACCCCGAGGUAGCCGCAUAUGCUCAAUCUUUAGAAUCAACAUCAACUGCUCCACUUCGAAAUGCAAAGCUUGAAAGAUUGAUGCUAGAGCCAAAAGGAUCUAUUUGUGAAAAGGAUAAUGCGCCAAAGGUAGAAUUAAAACCCCUUCCUUCCUCUUUAAGGCAUGAAUUUCUUGGCCCUGACUCUACUUAUCCUGUGAUUGUGAAUGCAUGUCUAAAUGAAAAUGAAACUGAUAAGUUGCUUAGAACACUAGGGUGCAUCACAAGGUCAUAG